Molecule: messenger RNA, 2310 nt
Organism: Plasmodium coatneyi
Lineage: Eukaryota; Apicomplexa; Aconoidasida; Haemosporida; Plasmodiidae
Product: Membrane protein
Exons: 2
Coding region: 1-2310 (769 amino acids)
Biological process (GO): symbiont entry into host
Cellular component (GO): cell surface; plasma membrane
Source: RefSeq, a predicted model, not a curated record
AUGAGGGUCGGCCACUUUUCCUUCGUUCGACUUUUCCUUUUGCUGAGUUUGUUGGUGCAGCGCCUUCCCGUGCAGAAGCAGCAGCAGAGUUCCAUUCCACCGUGGAGGUACCCCGAUGAAGGGGACGACCACCAACCCCGGAACGCCUUCGCCCACGUGAGCAACCAGAUGAAAGGAACGUGUGAUUUUUCGACAGCGCCCCUAAAUGUGUCCAGCAGUGAGAAUGACAUAGUGCCUCUGCUAGGUGGAGGUGACGCCCCGUUGGGUGACGCCCCUCUCAAUGGUGAUCGCCCCGAUGAACGAGUACAACACUGUGUGCAGUUUACGAAAGGAAUGGAAGUGCUCACGUUCGUGUGCCCCAAAAGGAACACUGAGGAUUACGUCGGAGUGGAAGUCAGACCAAUGGACUGCUUCGAGACAGUUCGUAUGCCAAACGGGAAUAGCAAAAAAUUAAGUAACGUGUUGAAAGGAGUCCAGCUGGAAAAUAGAGACACGGACUUGCUAAGCAUCAGGAAGGUUUUCAUCCCACCGACCAUUUAUAGAAAUGUUAUUUUCGAGUGCACAUGUGAUAACAGCCUAACCUUUUGGAAUAACAGAAUGGGUGCCAGGGGUAUAAUGCGUGUUCACCUUAGGAAGAACAUCCUCUUUGGCUGCGAUUUCGACCACACAGUGGGUGAAGAAUCUUUAGAAGAUGUAACGAACGCACUACCUGUAGGAGGAGACGCUACCGGAGGGGCGUCCGCUGAUUGGUCCUUCUGGCGGAACUUCGGUCCUACUGCAGAGGAACUUGCAGAAAAAAACAAAACGGCCUUCUCCCAAUUUUAUACUGAAGGAGAAGUGAAAGACGCGAAAGAGAAGGGCAUCGUUUGUAACGUGAAAAUAACAAAGAGGGAAGUCUACCUGGGGUUGGUAUGCCCCCCCGGAUAUGAAAUGUAUCCGUCUAAUUGUUUCGAGAGAGUGCUAUACAAGGAUAGCAUAGUGCGGAUGAGUGAGUUAAUUAAACACCAUGCUACGUUUCAUGUGGAUAGCAACAGGAGGAUGUCUUUUGCGACUUUUACGCUAAACAGGAAUGAGAACCCAGCUGGGUUCACCUGCCUCUGUGUUCGCGUGGAUGUCCCGGAGGCGCCUCCCCUACAGGCAAACUUUGUUUACAACAAUUAUGAAUCCUUUGGAUUUCACUUCGGUUUGCUUUACUGGUUGGUGGUGCUGCUUCUGUUGAUUCAUACCUCUUCGUAUAACUCCAUGCAAUUCCCCGUCAUGCGCGUGGUGAAGGCCUCCCUGUGGGGGCAGCUGCUCGUCUGGUGGUUAACCACUCCGGUGGACGGAUUCACACACACGUGUGACUUCAACGACGAGCUAACCCUCGAGUUUGACGAUCAGCAAAUGGCCAAUAGAGAAAGAAUCUGUACCCUAAAACCAGACGUGCUAGAUAAGGUAGUCAUAAAAUGUGGGUCCGAAAAAAACAAAUACGAGUUGUUGCCAAAUAACUGUUUCGAACAAGUGUAUACAUCCAAGUCGAUGAGAAAUGCACAACACUUGGUGCAGUAUCUUCAUGGAGCUGCAGCCAUUGUGAAGAGGAAACAAAACCAAUAUAACAACUCAAGGGAGAGAAGAAACUACGAUGAUGUAUUUUUUCGAGUGCCACCAAACAUGGAUAACGAACGAAAGGCAGUCUACUGCCUAUGCCAGAAUAAAGCCAAAAUAAGGGUCCGAAAAAAAAGUGGACAUAUAUACGAUAAGGAUAUUUUCAACACCGGUAUUGUGGAAGUUGUAAUUCCUACUCUUCCCCAAAGGAUUAUCGGCUGUGACUUUACUGAGAACACAUCUCCCUUGUUUACCAAAGGGUAUGACGUGAAUUUUUACAAAAAAGUAGAAAACAAUGAAAACGAAGAUGACGUCAUUUGUAGGGUUAGAGCGACGGAAGGGAAAUUCAUUGGCUUUAAAUGUCCAGCUAACUAUAGCAUCGAACCUGAGGAAUGCUUCCUACAAGGAUUUAACCUCAGUGGCAAGAAGGAACCACUUCAGACCAAGGUUAACCUGAAAGAACUAGUUAUGGAUCAUUACAACAAAGUCUUCUAUGCUCGUGUUCCCGACAGGAUAUACCAAAAUAUGCACUUCUUUUGUGCAUGCGUUUUGGAGCAAAAGAGAUUGGUUGCCCACUUUGAGUUUAUUGCCACUUCAGGUGAUGGAAUUAGUAUGAGUGAAGCGGGUGGGAUGAACGUUUUGCAGGGCCGCAGUGCUGGGACUGUAGCCACUGGAAUGGGUUUCCUCCUGCUUCUGCUCUCUGGAGUCCUUUACUUUAUGUUGUAG